Messenger RNA from Gigantopelta aegis, 3482 nucleotides. RefSeq names its product E3 ubiquitin-protein ligase MARCHF8-like. The transcript has 5 exons. Gene Ontology annotation, biological process: protein ubiquitination. NCBI's taxonomy places the organism in Eukaryota, Metazoa, Mollusca, Gastropoda, Neomphalida, Peltospiridae. The coding region runs from base 224 to 1621 and encodes 465 amino acids. Gene Ontology annotation, molecular function: zinc ion binding; ubiquitin-protein transferase activity. The record is from RefSeq and is a predicted model, not a curated record.
UAACAAACUUUUUAAUUUCAUAUUGCGCGUCAGACGAAACAUUUGCGGCUAAAAACUUCGCCCUUUCCAUGCGAUCACGUGAUCGUUUACAUCACGUGACAAUGAAACCGUGGCAUAUUUCAAAGUUUUGUGUCUGUCAAGUUAUCGCGUCUCACGGGUCAGUAUCUGUAAACACCCAUUUGUUUAUACCUGUAAAUGUGUAAACACUAAUUGUUUAUAACACAUGCAGCCAUAUGAUUCAAGCGACGAUGAGGUCACUGACGAUUUACUCCAAAAGAAGAAAUCAACUGCCAGAAGGAGUUUAGAAAGUCAGUUUUCUGCAGCAAGCGAUAAACAGCAGACGCUUGUCUGUCUCGACAUAGAAGAAAACGUUCCGCUUCAAAAUGUCCGGCUUCAAAAUGAAGUGCAGCCAUCAUCAUCAUCAUCGUAUGAAAGCACCAAGUUGCCGUGGCGCACACCCAGUUUCUGUGCUGCGGUGUCCGAAUCGUCCAGCUCCUUGCUGGAUCUCGAUCCAGGAUGGCAGAGUUCCGAGUGCAGAAUGCUGGACGAACUACCAAGGAAGAAAUCGAAGACCAGGAGCAUAGCCACCCUGCCAUCCACGCCACGCACCCCCGUUCCAAAGCAGACCAGCACCCCGGGGUCAGGUCCGACAAUCACAGCACACUCCGACGUGCAUAUCAGUAUAUCCAAUGAUUCUGUAGCCAUCUGUCGUAUUUGUCAUGAAGGGGAAACACAUGAAAGUCUUCUGUCACCAUGCUACUGUGCUGGCUCAGUAGGAAUGCUUCAUCUGAGUUGUCUGGAGCGGUGGUUGGGUACGUCAAACACAUCACGCUGUGAAAUCUGUAAAUACGAAUUCAAAGUACGACGGAUACCGAGAUCUGUUUGGGAUUUCCUCCAGCACUCGAGGUCUGGUUCUGAGCGUAAGAACAUGAUCUGCGACCUGGCGUGUUUCGUGGUGCUCGCCCCACUGACGGUCCUCAGCGCCUACCUGUGUCUGAACGGCGUCAGCUACUACUCCAAGUGGAACGACCGCUGGGAGGUGCCCGGGCUCAUCUGUCUCACUGUCAGCCUGCUCGUCAUCUUCGUCAUCUGGUGCACUAUUGCCGUCCGACACCAUAUGAUGAUUCUUGUUAACUGGAGGAAACAAAACCAGGUGAUAAAGAUCAUCUACCUCUCACCAGUGAAAGGCAAGACCCUCCUAAAAGCGUCUCCCAUGCUGGACCGGAAUGAAAACCAUGUCCAGUUGCCACCAUCUACUCGGGCAAACGUCUCUGGCUCAAGGCAGUCGACUUCCUCCCAUGUGUCACGUACAUACUCUCAUCUGUCGCGUACACCCUCUCAUGUGUCACGGUCGUACAACGUCACUGUGUCACUGACCCCACUGCAUGCCGGCGACGCGUCGACAUCCUACCGCGCGGCGAUGCUGAGGCCCAUUCUGCGAUACUCGACCAAUGUGGAAGCGUACAGCUAUCGGUCGGAUCUCGAAAACACAGCCGCCUCGAUGAUGCAUACAGUCACGUGGACGUCAGGGGAGAACACGAUCAGUCUGACAAGUCCUCUGGUGAGGACCACGUCAAGUAUUAGCCAUUCCUCGCAUGUUGGUAAAGAAACAUACAUAUAGAGAAUCAAAGAGCAUGCAAAGAGAGGACUAAAUUUUGUGUUAGCCAGUGCUCUCAUGUUGGUAAAGAAACAUACAUGUAGAGAAUCAAAGUGCACGCAAAGAGAGGACUAAAUUUUGUAUUAGCCAGUCCUCGCAUGUUGGUAAAGAAACAUACAUGUAGAGAAUCAAAGUGCAUGCAAAGAGAGGACUAAAUUUUUUAUUAGCCAGUUCUUGCAUGUUGGUAAAGAAACAUACAUGUAGAGAAUCAAAGCGUACACAGAGGACUAAUUAGUGUUUAGGUCAGUCUUGGCAUGUUGGUAAAAAAAAACCAUACGUAUAAAGCAUCAAAAUGCAUUUAAAAAGGAUUAGUAUUUAGUAUGUCUAUUAGCUAGUCCUCACAGGUGUGUGAAGUAAUAUCCAUAUUAACAGGUCUGCAUACUGGUAAAGAAAACAAACCAAAAACAAAAAUGAGAGGGAACCAGUAAAUAUAAUUUAUUAGCCAGACCUUAUAUGGUAAAAAAAACAUGGAGAAGAUUAAAUAAUGUAUUAGCCCGUCCUUACUCAUUUGUAAGAGAAAACCCCAAAAAAACUUAAGUAAAGAGGACCAUUUUAUAUUCUAGCCAGUCCCCCUGCACUUGUAAAGAAAUGUAUAUAUGAGUACAAAUUUAACAUGGAAAAAGCCAUCCCUCACCGAUUGUUAUGCUAAUUAGAUGGUCUAAUUAACAUGGCCAGUCACUUACCAUGUAGCAAGAGGUGUAUAGCUGGAAUAAAAUCCUUUGUUAUUUAGUAAAUUUGGACUGAUGCUUAAGUUAGCAAAUGUAUUUCAUAUUGAAUGUGUUGGAAAGCUAACUUAUUGUUAUUUCUGUUUUACUGUAUUGAAAUUCUGUUUGUUUUAAAAAGAAGAAAAAAUUAUGUUAAAACCUGUAAAAUUAAAGAUUUACCACAAAUUAAUUGAGUCCACUAAAUUUCAUCUCUAGUAACUAUAUUUCAGCUAAUUCUAUAACUUUUCUCGAUCUUGUCUUAACUUUUUCAUAUUGAUUUGGUAAUAAUUUUUUAUAGAAUCUAUAUCACUGUUGUGACGUAUAGAUAAGGCAAUUGCAACCCAAAGGACAAAAUGCUUUUUGUGAGGGCCGAGGUUUACCCCCAUCCUUCACAAAAUCCUUUAUCCUAUGUUGCUCCUGCAAAUAAUUAAUGAAAGGGAACCUGCCCUUAUUUUCCCUGAAAAAAAGCUUGCCAAGCAAAGAAAGGAGUGGAAAUGCUGUAACUAUUAGGGUCGAAUUUACAAAGCCUGUUUUUGUUAAAAACGCAGGUGUUUAAGCAUUGUAAAUUUAUAUAGUUACACGUGUGUAAGUUAUAAACAGGCUUUGUAAAUUCUGCCGCUAAAGUUUGAAAAUAUAAGAUGCACAGAACUAAACAUUGGUAGGGUGCCAGAUCAUCAUUAAUUAUGUUAAAUUACACAAUGCCAAUUGCCUAGUAAUUUUUGUUGUAUUGUGAAGAAAAUGUAAUGGCUGCAAACUGUACUGUUAAUAUUUCUGUUCAUUCUUUUUAUCUGGUUAUUUUCCAUUCUGUUUGGGGGGUUUUCAAAAAAUAUUUUGCAUUUGAUAAUUUUGAAAACAAAUAGAUUCAAACAGAUUUUUGAAGGAAUGUUGAAAUAUAUAUAUUACUGACUGUGAUAUUUUCAUAAUGUAAAUAAGAAAUGAUUUUCCUUUAUGUAAAUGUUAUAAUACAUAUUUGUGUUAUGUCAUGCAUGUACAUACAUGUACUAUUAUGUACUUUGAAAAACAAAUGCUGGCAUUUUCGUAUCCAUAUUAAUAUUUAUGUUCCAUAUAUGCACAUGUUUCAAUCAGUAUUGUUAUUAAAACAAUACAACGAUGUUCUUAAA